GUGAGAGGCACUCAGAGGAAUGGGUCCCCUUCCAGACAGUGCUGAAACGCUUUGGCCUGCAGGAGUGCCUUAGAAGAGUGAAAAGGGGAAGCAUCGCCUGCAGAAGGGAUCCCCUGGACACAGAGGAGUGGCAGUUUGCCUUGAGGAAGUCUGUGGCAUGGACUGAGGAAGAAAUAAAGCAUGGCUACCAAGGAGAGAACAAUGCCAGGGUAGAAGCAGCCCACUGGAUGCAGAUGAGAGCCACAGGGCUGCUGGAAGAUGGUGAUGGAAGGCAAGGCUUGGCUGACCAAGCCUUGCAAGAUGUCAUGCCCAGCAAGGGGAAAGCACCACAGGCUUUGAAAAAUGCUGGUGAUGAUGAAGAAGGUGACCAAGCCUCAGAAAGUAGAGAGGGCAAGGAUGGGCAAGUGGCUGAAGCUGAAGUUCUCUCUGCAGUGGGAAAGGCUUUGCCAAAGAAAGAGGCUGUCCUCAGGGUGAGCAGAAUGGUGAAGCUUUUGAAGCAGGUGAAGAAGGAUGUGGGGGCUGCAAAAGGCAAGCCUUUGGAUGGAUGCUUGGAAAAGCUGCAGAAGCUUGAGAAGCAGGGGGGGCCAAGCUCAGCAUGGAGGAUGCCAAAGUGA
Messenger RNA from Durusdinium trenchii, 614 nucleotides. The record is from the annotation of a GenBank genome assembly. Lineage: Eukaryota; Dinophyceae; Suessiales; Symbiodiniaceae.